AUGGCUGUCGACAAGCAGAAGGCACUCCUGUUUGGAGGUGCUGCUGCACUGCGGCUCCUGCUGUUCACUGUCUCUCCCGGGCUUCCCAAUCUCCUUGCUGGCCGCGUCGAGGUGUCUACUCCCGUGACGAGCUUCAAGAGGUUACAAGAAGGACUCUUCCUCUACACCCACAACGUCUCGCCCUACGAUGGCGGCCUGUACCACCAGGCACCCCUCCUUCUGCCUAUCUUCUCCCUGCUGCCGAACCCAUCCUACCACCCAAUCGCUGCGAACAUCGUCUUCACUGUCGUCGAUCUCUUGAGCGCAUACGCACUGGCUCAGGUUGCUCAGAGUGGGACCGCUGCCGUCUCCCGCCUAUUCUCGUCCUCGAGAAAGGACUUGAGAUGGAGCAGCACAGCCAUUGCAACAGGCUUUCUAUACAACCCAUUCACGGUCUUGACGUGCCUCGCGCGUUCGACCUCGGCACUGACAAACCUGUUCGUGCUGACCGCCAUGGCUAACGCGUCGCAAGGAGCCAGCAGCACCUUCAUACUCGCUCUCUCGUUUGCUGCAUAUCUCGGUAUGCACCCGAUCCUCCUAUUCCCGCCGCUUCUCGUCCUUCUAUACGACGCUCGCGCCGCGAAGACGAAGACCGCGCCGAAUGCCUGGUUGUUCGCCAUCACACAUACACUGGGCUUGACUGCGGUGUGCAGCGCGCUGCUCGCUGCAUCUGCCCUCUUGACAGGAUCAUGGGACUUCCUGGCGGCUACUUAUGGUGUGCGCCUUCUGCUGCCAGAUCUCACACCGAACGUUGGCUUGUGGUGGUACUUCUUCAUUGAGAUGUUUGACUCCUUCCGCGAGUUCUUUCUUGGCGUCUUCUGGUUGCACGCAGCCUCCUACAUGCCUGGUCUCACCAUUCGACUGCACAAGCAGCCUCUUUUUGUUGCCUGCACUUUGACUGGUAUCUUUGCAGUCUUCACGCCAUACCCAAGCAUCGCAGAUGCAGCGCUGUACUUGUCCUUGGUACCGCUCUUCCGGCACCUGUUCCCUUUGAUGCGUUACACCUUCGUGGCAUCCGCAGCUGUACUGUAUGCAUCGUUCCUUGGUCCUGCGUUUUACCACCUGUGGAUCUAUGCCGGCUCUGGAAACGCCAACUUCUUCUAUGCCAUCACGCUGGUGUGGAGUCUUGGUCUGUCGAUCAUCAUUGGAGACUCCCUCUUUGCUGCUCUACGAGACGAGCUGGACGUGGAAAGGCCUGAGCUGAAGGGCAAGGACGUUCGAAGGAUAUAG
Messenger RNA from Didymella exigua CBS 183.55, 1269 nucleotides. Its product is annotated as PIG-U-domain-containing protein. Gene Ontology annotation, biological process: attachment of GPI anchor to protein; protein localization to cell surface. Lineage: Eukaryota; Fungi; Ascomycota; Dothideomycetes; Pleosporales; Didymellaceae. The transcript has 4 exons. Gene Ontology annotation, cellular component: membrane; GPI-anchor transamidase complex. Bases 1 to 1269 code for a protein of 422 amino acids. The record is from RefSeq and is a predicted model, not a curated record.